AUGAGGCUGGUCUCUGCUCAGUUUGAACUAUUGGUGGUUUGGAUCAUCGGCUCCUGGGGUUGGUUAAGUAAUAAAUGUGUCCUCUAUGACAAGAAAUCUAAUUACUGGCUUUCCAUUCACUCCAGUUCCUGCCCUCACAGCAACCUAACUGCCGUUUGCUGGGAUUUAUCUGAUCUCAAACUCAACCUUUCCAUUGUUCCGUCAAACUACCAGGCUCUCUGUCUCGAGAUCAGGAGUGGGUCUGUGAUGCAGUCUGGGGCUUUAUCUCGAUUCUCCGUCCUUGAGACCAUUCACAUACGCGGAUGUCUGUCCACGAUUCUCACUGGAACCUUCAAGGGGCUGUCCCAUGUGAAGAAACUCUAUCUGCUGUGUAUGGAACAGUGUUACAAUUCCUCACUUCUACCUAACACAUUCAGUGACCUGACUAAUCUUGAGGAAUUGUCCAUUGAGAACUACAGGCUUUCUGUGAUGGCACCGGACGCAUUAGGAGGGAUACCUCUUCUGAAGAAACUCACAGUCGAUAGUUGUACAGAAGAGCUCUCUGAUUUGCUAUGUAGGAUAGUCAAUAUGUCACAGUCAUUGACAGCCCUGGACUUCACUUCAGAUGGCAUAGUCAUUUUAAGGCACCCAAACUGUUCUGACACCAACGGAGCUGUUCUUGAGUUUCCUUAUUUCUACCGUCUUCAAGAGGAGUUUCUUAACUUCCCUAAUGCCCACCAUUUAGAAAAAUGAGCAUUAUAAUGCUUUGAAAACAUUUCCUCUCUUUUUUUGCCUGACAAUGAU
This is a messenger RNA of Oncorhynchus tshawytscha (Chinook salmon), 783 nucleotides long. Its product is annotated as toll-like receptor 12. The record is from RefSeq and is a predicted model, not a curated record. The transcript has a single exon. NCBI's taxonomy places the organism in Eukaryota, Metazoa, Chordata, Actinopteri, Salmoniformes, Salmonidae. Bases 1 to 732 code for a protein of 243 amino acids.